AUUUGCACUGACCUGUGAAAGUAGAGUCAUAUCCCUGUGUGGAAAUAUACUUGAUGUGUGUACUACGCACAUUAUGUAAAAGUAACGUUCAGCUCCAGUGUGGAAAUAACACUUAAUAUCUUAUGAAAGUGAAAUCCCUGUGUGGAGGUAAUACUUAUCUGGUUGUUCCGUGAAAUUAAGUAUUUGUGUGGAAAGGUUUGACCUGUGCAUUGUGAGAAAGUAGUUUAGUGCUUGUGUGGAAAUAUUAUUGAGCCUAUGUACCCUGAGAAUCUAAAGUGUGGGAUGGAAAUAAUGCCUCUAGUACAGAGACUUUCUGUUGUUGCCCAUACCAGCUUGUGCUGUGCAGAGACUUUUCCCGUUGUGCAGAGCAGCUAAUAAAUCGGUUUUACUGAUUCUGCAGUUUGCUUCCUGUAUUUGGAUCCUGUUCUGUGAACAAACUGUGACAAGCUUUUGUUCUUGUGGCAUCCAUUGUAGAAAAACACUUUCCUGAGUCUUAAAAUAUUUAAAUCUCUGCAAUGAUAGCACAGUUUUCCUUCCAUGGUAAUACUUGAUUCAGAAGGAGGCAGGAUGGACUACAUGUUUAAUCCUAAAUGUAAUAUCACCUGAGCGAUGCCUAGAUCUGGAGGAGAACCAUGCAUCAAGGCUGAAGCCGGUUGGAUGACAUUUGAAGUAAUAAUUGUUGUAGAGUGGAUGACCAAAGUAAACUGUGACUACAAAGACACAACUGUCUGUAAUUCGUCGGUACAGAAACCAUCCCCAGGCUGUGAUGCACGGCCUCACAACACAACAUGGAGAAUCAAGAAGUUGGACCCAAUUUCUAGUUGUAAAGUCUUGUUUGUUUUCCUUAUUGUCACCACAUGGCAUUUUAAUGUAUAAUUAGCUGCAAGUGUUAUAACCCACACAACCACCCUGAGUGUUAUCAAAUAUUUUGAAUAAGGAUGGUGAUGUGUAGUUUGUGUUAUAUAAUUGUCUCAGAUGACCCUCUAGUGGCUAAACAUAAGUAGGUAGAGUAGCUUUAAGUUACAGUAUCCAAUCUCUGCUCAUUCUGCUUUUGGGAAUCAAAACACUAUACAUUUUUACAUCUUAACAGCCUUUACUGAGAAGAAUGUUUAAGAGCAAAUCGAGCCCGGUUACACUCGGUUCAUGAAAUCCAGGACUCCUCUUCACGCCCCAUUUGUUUUAAGACUGAUUGAGAAACGUACUAUUUGGAUAAUUGACAGGAUAUUAAACAGUGGAAGCUGUGACAUGCGGAGGAUGUUCCCCUCUAGACUCUUUAGUAUCGAUUGAUCCACAGAGCAAAGCAGCAGCUUCCAGAGCUGAGCUGGAAUGAAUGAGGUAUCUGUCUGUCCAACUCAUCAUCUUCCACAGCCUCGGUAGGCAUCGGUACAGUCUCCUGUCCUUACUCAGGAGAUGGGAGGGAUGUGCUUUGUAUGAAUCACGCUGUCCACCCUGCUCAGACAGCGCUGCCUCUCCUCCCGGUCGCCCUCCGCAGGCCUGCUCCUCUCUGCUGCAGAGAGGGGCUUCGUGACGUCAGCCGAGGCUGGAGCGGAGAAAAUGGGGAGACGACUGCGAGGAUCUCAGGCAGGGGAACUAUGAAAGAUGAAGUGAAAUGACCAGAUGAAUGUUGCCACCGUGUGUGGUCAUGUGACUGAGCCAGACUCUUCCACGUGGGAUUUUUCUUCCUCCUGACUUUCUGUAGCUGCCCUGUUUUCACCAUGAGAGGAUCUGUCAGGUGCUUGACCUCUGUGCCCUCAUACUGGCGCUGCUGCUGUUGUGCUUCGUGAGCACCCCCUCUCCCCAGGCAGCUGCUGCACGGAAUGGCCUCUCUGGACCUGCCAUACCGCUGUCCUCGCUGCGGGGAGCACAAGCGCUUCCGAAGCCUCUCGUCCUUGCGUGCACACCUGGAGUACAACCACACUUACGAGACCCUCUACGUCCUCUCCAAGUCCAACAGUGUAUGUGACGCUGCUGCUCUGCUACCCCUAGUGGCUGAGGGAGCUCUCCUCACGCCUGCAAACAAAAACGACCCUUUUGAGCCACUGCGCCCUUCAGCUUUAAAGGAGCGGCAUUUCCCUUGCCGUGAGCUUCCUUGUGCGGAUGACCUGAGUUUGACCCCGGCCAACUCUAGCACUUCAGCUCGGUAUAUUCCCAAUGUGGAGUUUCCCCUGGGGGACAUUUUUAUGAAGAAAGCCAUGACAUCCACAGACCCGGGCCCCCAUGGAAACCCCAGCACUGCUGUAGCAGUGGCUGCUAGUGCAGUGGAGGCGGCCUAUGAGGAAGGUCUGGCCAGACUUAAGGCGCGGGCGUUUGAAAGGCUGGAGCUGGAGGAGGGGCUGGAGAAGCUGUCUGAAGAGGUGGAGCAGAAAAUUGCAGCCCGUGUAGGCCGUCUUCAGGCAGAGCUGGAGAGGAAGAGCUCCGAGCUGGAGCGGGCCAAGCAGGAGAGCGAGCGGCUGAGCCAGGAGAAACAAGACCUGGAGAACAAGGCGUCUGAGCUCUCUCGGCAGGUGGACGUCUCUGUGGAAAUGCUAGCUAACCUCAAACAGGAUCUGGUGAACAAAGAGGCAGAGCUCAACCACAAACAGCAGGAGGUCGCCCAGAUUGACCAGUUCCUUCAGGAGACGGCUGCACGGGAAGCCAACGCCAAGAUGCGUCUGCAGCAGUUCAUCGAGGAGCUGCUGGACCGAGCCGACCGCGCAGAAAAACAGCUGCAGAUCAUCAGCAGCUGUGGCACCACACCAAACGGCAGCCUGGGACGCUGCAGCCUCCAGGCCUCGAAGGGCAACGGGCGUCAGAGGAACUCCAGCCUCUCUGGUAGCACAAGUGCAUCAGGGAGGAUAAAGUCUGUCUCACAGGGCUCUGGAGGUUAUGACAGCGACAGUGUUGAGAUGCAUCCCAUGGAGGAUUGUCCCGAGGCUCAGUACUAUCACAUGCAGUGCAGGCUGGGUGAGGGGGGUUAUGAGCGCUCCCCUGGGUGUGGUGGCGGCGGCUCAAGAAACUGGGGUCUCCGUAAACAGGCCAUCCAAAACUGGCAGCGACGACCUUAUAGGAACAGCACAGAAGGCGAGGAAGGAGACGUGUCAGAUGUGGGCUCCCGGACCACUGAAUCUGAAGUGGAGAUGUGGGAACAAGAGAGGAGAGCCGUGGCUGAAGUCCAGCAGUCUUCUGCACCCUAUCGUCACUAUGGCAGGGCAGGAUACCGCCCUAACACAGGUCGGUCGGAAGGGGUCUACACCAAGCCGUGCUGCCAUGAAAAGAGUCCGUCCAAAUCCAACGAGGUGAUCAGUCCGGAGAUUCUGAAGAUGCGUGCAGCUCUCUUCUGCAUCUUCACCUACCUGGACACUAAAACCCUGCUGAGAGCUGCCGAGGUCUGCCGCGACUGGAAGUUUGUGGCUCGCCACCCGGCUGUGUGGACCAGAGUGCUUCUGGAAAACGCUCGCAUUUCUUCCAAGCUACUGAGCACAUUAUCACAGUGGUGCACUCAGACACACUCCCUCAUCCUGCAAAACCUCAAACCAAGACAGCGAGGCAAGAAGGAGACCAAGGAGGACUACCUUAAAAGCACACGUGGCUGUCUGGAGGAGGGUCUGGAGGGGCUGCUGAAGGCCACAGGAAGUAAUCUGCUAAUACUGAAGAUUUCACACUGCCCCAACCUGCUGACUGAUCGCUCCCUCUGGCUGGCCAGCUGCUACUGCCGAGCUCUGCAGGCUGUAACCUACAGAAGUGCCACAGACCCAGUGGGCCAGGAGGUGAUCUGGGCCCUUGGAGCAGGUUGUAGAGACAUCAUUUCCCUGCAGGUGGCGCCCCUGCACCCAUGCCAACAGCCAGCUCGUUUCAGUAACCGAUGUCUACAGACUAUUGGAAGAUGCUGGCCACACCUCCGCGCUCUCGGUGUAGGAGGAGCUGGAUGUGGCAUUCAGGGACUGGCCUCCCUGGCGAGGAACUGCAUGCGUCUCCAGGUGCUGGAGUUGGACCAUGUGAGUGAAAUCAACCAGGAGGUGGCAGCAGAGGUUUGCAGAGAGGGCCUGAAGGGUCUGGAGAUGCUGGUGCUCACUUCAACACCAGUCACCCCGAAAGCCCUGCUUCACUUCAAUAGUGUUUGCCGCAACCUGAAGUCCAUUGUGGUUCAGAUCAGUAUAGAAGACUACUUUGAGGACCCCAACAGUCCUGAAGCUAGAAAACUGUUUGACGAGAUGGUUAACAAGUUGCAGGCUCUGAAGAAGAGACCUGGCUUCUCAAAAAUCCUUCAUGUGAAAGCAGACAGUCUCUGCUAACAUCAUUUGUGCACAUUCUUCAAGUCUUGGGAGAGGUAACAUCUUGGCUUCAGUCAAUCCAAAACAAAGGUCCAUGUGCAUCUGCAGCACCAACUGAAACAACAGAAGAGAUUGCCAUGAUGAGCCAGGGCUGGGCUCAAUAUGCAUACUGCACAAGUACAAACUCGAAAUCGAUAUCUCCGUAGUGUUGGUUGUAACAGAAAGUGAGGUGAGGAGGCUUAUUUGAACUAACAAUGCCACUCUAUACAGUAUGAGAUGAAGGGCCUGUUUUAAACUUGACAGACUCAACCCAAUAAAACUGUCAGGUCCUUCUUUCUAAGACGUGUUCUGCUUUCACCAUUAAAACGGAUCAUGUCAUCGCACAGAGCCAGAUCCUUUCUUGAAACACCCGGAGCCGGGUGACAGCACUGUAUUUUAACUGUCUGCAUCUCCAUAAUGCUUGACAUAAAAACCUGAGGCUGCCUUCAACACCAGUAGCUUGUGGGCAGGAGCACAUUAAAGCAUACAUACUGUACUUCUCGCAGAGAAGAACAUUAAAUGGUGGUAAGUUUAAGAAAUUGUAGUGAGACUGAUCUUGAGUCUCCAGAAAGAGUCAGGAGCUUUGUCCAUGUGUGCCUGGGUGAGUGAAUGCAUAAAUAGACUAUUUGAGAAUUGAAUAAACGGUUUUCACCCAGCCUGCCCCGGUCUACUGCAUGUUGAAACUGGACAAUGGAUAAUAUUUAUUGCUUCCACCCAGAACAGGACCGUUGUUGCACCAGCUCCAGGUGCAGCAGUGAGAGCAAGGACAGCCUCCCCCAACACACAGACCUUGACAGUCUUCUAUGUGCUGCAUGGCAACGAUGCAUUUAGCCUCAUCUACCAUCUUCUGCUUCCUCAUGUGAUCAAGAUCGUGUCACAAACCUGGACUCAGUAUUUUGUUGUAGGAUCACUAAACCUGUUAAGAGGACAAGAUGCAAUACCUGAUCUGCUUCAACACAGCUAGAUGAUCUGUGAUGCAUUUCUCUCACAGACUGGUGCCAUUUAUAUCAGUGUCUGUCCUCACUCCAGUGAGCAUUUCCUCCAAUGUGCCAUUAAUGUCGGAAGAGGGACCAUGUAAUGCAGAUCUUUAUUCUCGUCAAAUCAAGGUAACUUAUUGGAGUUGGAUUUGAGUGGAAGCAGCUCUUACUCAACAUAAGGAUUUGUAUUUCCUACAGAAUAUGGUCUCCAGUUGUCAAGUGGUGUUAUAGUGUUUAGAUAUCUUCAGUGAUUCAUACUUAACCAUACUAAAUAGUGCCAUUGUUCAUUCAUAGGGCUCAUCAUGGUUGAGUCCCUGUACAGUACUAAUUUAUACUGCUCAUUUGACAUCCUGUGGCUCCCUCUGCUGGUGGUUUCAGGUGGUUACACAGCUGACAGCCAAACUCAAAAGCAAGAGGUGAAGUCUCCAGUCCCACCUUCAAAUUGGCGCAGUCCUUGGAUUAGCUUAGUGUAUGUUGCAGCAAUUCCAAGAAUUCCCACCAAAAUCAAUCAUGAGAAGCACUCGGCCUGUGAAAACAGUUGUAUGUCUUAUGUGGCUCAGAAGGAGUUUUGACAAGUCUGUGAAAAAUAAUCCUGAUGAUGUAAUCAGGGUUGUUUCUGCUUGGAGAUUACAAAUUUACCAGUGUUACUGCUGGUACGUGUGGAGUUUGAAAGAGGCAGGUGUUUACAAGGCAGGGAGGGUCAAACAAAGAAUAAACGGAAGGGUAAGAUUCACUGUUUUUGUAGCUUGACCUAAACUAUGGACCAAAAUUUAGGAUUUCUCAUAUGCUGUAUUGAUUUUGAAAUCUCUCACCCACAUGUCCCUCAACUUUAUGAAAGUGCAAUACUAAAUCUCUGGAGUACUCUUUUAAACAGAACUCCUACUAAACAAUCACUUUGAUUUUAAGAACCUGUGAAUACACUUUUGAAACAGGUUUAAGAAUUAACAUUGACGCAGGUUUCUUAAUAAGUUGCGCAGUUCAUUUGUUUCUACAACAGACCUUAAUGUGUUAAGGGUCGAUUGUGCAUCAGAGCAAGGUGACCGUUUACAGUAAUGCCAAGCAGGGGUUUGCCAUGUGGGCUUUUCGGUCAGUAAUGUUUGAAGACACGUGGCUCCAUAUUGUCCUGUAGUAAUGAUAUUCCAGGUCAAUAUGUGAGAAUAGUUGUGGAUGUCCAUUACUUCAUGUUCUUCCAGUACUGCAUAUUAUUAUCCUGCACUGGUACUGAUUGUCUGCUCAGUUUCAUUGAGGAAAAUGGGUUUCUGGGCAAAUGUCACAAUAGAGAAAACACAAAAAGCACUUGUUGAUUUUGAGUUUUAGACAAUCUUGCCUUCACUAUCAACUAUUCUGUACAUACUGUUUGUUUAAAAAAAAAAAAAAAAAAA
Messenger RNA from Monopterus albus (swamp eel), 6648 nucleotides. It is a transcript of the gene fbxo41, whose product is annotated as F-box protein 41. The record is from RefSeq and is a predicted model, not a curated record. Gene Ontology annotation, molecular function: protein binding. Lineage: Eukaryota; Metazoa; Chordata; Actinopteri; Synbranchiformes; Synbranchidae.